Messenger RNA from Aspergillus nidulans FGSC A4, 801 nucleotides. Its product is annotated as ubiquitin-specific protease UBP6. The coding region runs from base 1 to 801 and encodes 266 amino acids. The transcript has 2 exons. The record is from RefSeq and is a predicted model, not a curated record. Lineage: Eukaryota; Fungi; Ascomycota; Eurotiomycetes; Eurotiales; Aspergillaceae.
AUGUUCGGAGCCCGUCAAGUUGUACAUGCCCGGCUCCGUCAUGCCGCAGCUCAACGCCGUCCGGUUCCCAGAUUACUACCUUAUCUCUCGAGAAAUGUUAGCUCAGUCGGUUAUCAACCUGCUCCUAAGCGGCGUCCGUGGUUGCGACGGUUCGUAUACGCCGGUAUCUUUGGCGGAAUCGGUCUCGGAUAUGGGCACCACUUAUGCCAAUACCUAGACCCGCCGCUUACGCCGGGAUCGCCCAUGGAUGAAUCCCUGACAAACUGGUAUAAUGACGCGGUCGACAAGCUCCCCCUCAUGAAGGAAUUGCGGGAGAAUCCGGAUUAUGUCGAGACCAAAGUCUACGGUAACUUUUCAAAGGAGGAUAAAGCACAAAGGCUCACGUCUGGGCCGCUGAGCGGAGCCUCGAGGUUGGCCUUCCAGCGAGUGUUCUGGAAUCACAAAGAUAAGACGGCUUACAAUUUCGUAUACAUCGGACAUGGUAUGGAGGGAUGGCCGUUUGUUGUCCAUGGCGGCGCACUAGCCACCGUACUGGACGAACAUCUAGCUCGAGUGGCUAUCCAACACUUCCCUGAGCGCACUGCGGUUACGGCGAAUCUAGAUAUCAACUAUCUACGCGCGGCCACGUCGAACGGGAUUUACGUCUUCAGCGCGAAGCUAGAUGAGGAACGGAGUACAGAUCGCAAGGCUUACGUGAUAGGAUCGGUACGUGAUAAGGACGGCAACGUGUGCACCGUAGCCAAGGGGCUCUUUGUAGUCCCUCGAGGAUAUAAGCUGCGGAAAUUGGAAGGCGCCUUUUGA